UUGAGUAAGUAACGGCUCAGCUGACGGUGUCUGUCUCCUCGAGCAUGUGUUUAAUGAGGACAGAGCCGAGCAGACCUUACCAAGACACUCGCCAUGACUACGCCGUUUUCUCCUCCGCUUUACAUGCAGCGAUACCAGUUUGUUAUCGACUAUGUGAAAACUUACCGACCGAAGAAGGUCAUCGAUUUCGGAUGCGCAGAAUGUUGCUUACUAAAAAAGCUUAAGUUUCACCGCAACGGUAUACAGUUACUCGUUGGAGUUGAUAUCAACAGCGUCGUCCUCCUGAAGAGAAUGCACACAUUGGCUCCACUUAUAAGUGAUUAUCUACAGCCAAGUGAUGGGCCUUUGACCAUUGAGUUGUAUCAAGGCUCUGUCACAGAAAGGGAGCCCUGCACCAGAGGAUUUGAUCUUGUGACGUGUGUCGAGUUAAUCGAACACCUGGAGCUUGUGGAGGUGGCAAGCUUUUCUGAGGUGGUGUUUGGCUACAUGUCACCAGGUGCCGUGAUCGUAAGCACACCAAACGCAGAGUUCAACCCACUGCUGCCGGGCCUGAGAGGCUUCAGGAACUAUGACCACAAGUUCGAAUGGACCAGAGCGGAGUUUCAAACUUGGGCUCACAGUGUGUGUAGAGACUAUGGCUACUCCGUGCAUUUCACGGGAGUUGGAGAAGCUGUUGGCCACUGGAGAGAAGUGGGAUUCUGUACCCAGAUUGCCGUGUUCCAGAGGAAUUUCCAUGAUUCCAUGAGCAAUGCUGAGCGCUUGGAACCCUCAGUCUACAGACUGAUGUACAAAGUAGUGUAUCCGAGCCUAAGUGAUAACAACAUCUACCAGAGAACUUUAGUUAAUGAAGUCUUGUAUGAGGCACAACACCUGAGACAGGAAUGGCUGAGCAGAAUGGACUCCAGCAAUAAUGCACACUUCUGUGCUCCUCCAUUAAUGCACUUAUUCCAGCAUGGGGCUGAAGGAGGUACACGUGACUGGCAGCCUGUCUACCAGCAAGGUGGCACAAUUUGUGUUCCUUUGGCAUGUGUGUGGUCCAGUCCCAGAGUGAGAGCGCUUUGUGGGAGCGUGCAGCGUCUCCGGGAGGAACUGCUGGAGGAUGAGCGAGUGAGGAUGAGCGCUGAUGGAACGGUGCUAAACCUGCCUGCUGCUGAGGAGGAGGAAGAGGAGAAGGAGGUGGAGGAAGAGGAAGAUGUGAAAGCAGUAUCAGUUGUAGCAAACAGUGUGGAGGAGGACUGGGAUAGGGAGCUUGGGUGUUGUGGAAAUAUAUAACAGAUCCAGAAAGCUUUGUAACCAGAAUAAAAGAAAGAAAGCUGCACUUAAGAUGUUUUUCCUUUUUGACUGUAAGUGUAGAAUCAUCAGUAUGACAGAUUUCAAUUAAAUGGCCAAAUCUGUGAUUGAUGGAGAAGAAAAUCAUUAAACAUGCCAUUAAUAAAAAUGCAAAUAUGUGACUCCA
Molecule: messenger RNA, 1456 nt
Organism: Carassius gibelio (silver crucian carp)
Lineage: Eukaryota; Metazoa; Chordata; Actinopteri; Cypriniformes; Cyprinidae
Gene: henmt1
Product: HEN methyltransferase 1
Exons: 6
Coding region: 94-1272 (392 amino acids)
Biological process (GO): piRNA processing; siRNA processing; RNA methylation
Cellular component (GO): cytoplasm; nucleus
Molecular function (GO): RNA methyltransferase activity; O-methyltransferase activity
Source: RefSeq, a predicted model, not a curated record